AUGCGAGUCGAGCAAGAUGACUUCAAGGCGAGACACUGGCGAGAUGAACCGAAAUAUUUGGACCCUGAACCUGCUCUUGUGACCGCAUGCCAGGAAGCUUCGGAGCGUGAUUACUCUGCAUCGGCAACUGCACUUUUCAAACAUUCCAUUGCUUUCCUCCACACCGCUUUUGGCAGCUUCGACCUUUCGAUCCUGUCUCUACAGCAACUUGCUUUCCGCUCAUCAUCACCCUCAGUCUCGCCACAAAGCAAAGAGCGCCUCUGUCUCUCCCUGUCGAGCAUCUCGGUGCUCGAAGCAAACUCAAAGAUGGCGCAUCCAGGACCAUCCAUAGCCAACCUCUCCCAAACCCCCUCCUCCACCACCGGCGGCGACGCCUCCUGGUACAACUCCAUGCUCACCCACCUCUCCACCCAGCCUCCCUGGCCCUCGGACAAGGAAGACGCCAUCCUCGAGCCCUACACCUACCUCGACUCCAACCCUGGCAAAGAGGUGCGCACCAAACUCAUCGAAGCCUUCAACGUCUGGCUACAAGUGCCCCCGCGCAAACUCGAUGCCAUCUGCAAUGUCGUACGUAUGCUCCACACAGCUUCGCUCCUCAUGGACGACGUCGAGGACAACUCGGAUCUCAGGCGAGGUAUUCCCGUUGCACACAAGAUCUACGGUGUACCUCAGACGAUCAACACCGCCAACUAUGUCUACUUUCUCGUGUUUAGCGAGAUCUUUCGCAUGAACGAAGACUCGACCUCGGCCAGAACAGAUUCCCCGCCGCUUUCACCGAGCACAACGACGGCGACGGGUGUGGCAAAGGCGACGGUGGAGAGGCUGGUCGUCGAUGAACUGAUCAACCUUCACAGAGGUCAGGGCAUGGAUCUUCUGUGGAGGGACAGCCUCAUCUGCCCUACCGAAGAGGAGUACGUCGAGAUGGUCAACAACAAGACCGGAGGAUUGUUUCGCAUCGCGGUCAAACUCAUGCUCUCACAAUCACCACCAGCCUCCGCAGCGGGCUUCCCAGAUCUCAUCCCCGUGGUGAACCUGAUCGGUCUCCUGUUUCAAAUCCUCGACGACUUUAUGAACCUUCAAAGCAGCAAAUACGCCGAAAACAAGGGUUUCGCAGAAGACCUCACCGAAGGCAAAUUCAGCUUCCCCAUCAUCCACUCCAUCCGCUCGAGCGUCGCGCACGAGAUCACCUCCACAUCCGCCACCACAUCCGAACCCACAUCUGGGUCCAGCGCCCAAGAAGGCGGUGUCAACCUUCCGAAUCCCAAAGUGCUGCCAACAGGAGCAACAGGAGCGGCCAACAGACAAAUCCUCAACGUCCUCAAACAACGUCCCACCGACCUGGCUACCAAGCAGUACGCCGUAUCGUACAUGCGCAACGUCACCAACUCGUUCGACUACACCACCGACGUUCUUCAGCGUCUGUACGCACAGGCGUGCGCAGAGAUCCAACGUCUAGAAACACACCUGGGCAUACCCAAUCCCGGGUUGAAGAGUAUCUUGGAAGCGUUGAGAUCAAGUUGGACAUCCAUCUAG
Messenger RNA from Pseudozyma hubeiensis SY62, 1533 nucleotides. RefSeq names its product geranylgeranyl pyrophosphate synthase. Bases 1 to 1533 code for a protein of 510 amino acids. The record is from RefSeq and is a predicted model, not a curated record. The transcript has 2 exons. Lineage: Eukaryota; Fungi; Basidiomycota; Ustilaginomycetes; Ustilaginales; Ustilaginaceae. Gene Ontology annotation, biological process: isoprenoid biosynthetic process. Gene Ontology annotation, molecular function: prenyltransferase activity.